This is a messenger RNA of Dipodomys ordii (Ord's kangaroo rat), 2039 nucleotides long. It is a transcript of the gene Zbtb8a, whose product is annotated as zinc finger and BTB domain containing 8A. NCBI's taxonomy places the organism in Eukaryota, Metazoa, Chordata, Mammalia, Rodentia, Heteromyidae. The transcript is spliced from 5 exons. Bases 365 to 1693 code for a protein of 442 amino acids. Gene Ontology annotation, molecular function: DNA-binding transcription factor activity, RNA polymerase II-specific; protein binding; RNA polymerase II cis-regulatory region sequence-specific DNA binding. The record is from RefSeq and is a predicted model, not a curated record. Gene Ontology annotation, biological process: regulation of transcription by RNA polymerase II.
CCGGACGGAGCCUGCGGGUCGGCGAGCAGCCUCUCCCGACCACAGGCGCUCACCCUUGCCUGCGCUGUGACCGGGAGCCAUGAUGCACGCGCUUGCAGACGUGUUUGGAAUCGGGUCCGCACCUAGCGGGCUCCGCAUGGCGCUCGCCCGUGUCACCUGUGCUCCGAAGAGAUAAUUCUAUUUGCAGAACUUCAUUAGGUGGAGUGCUUUCCGCGGUAUGGAAUAUUCCACUUGACUUCACACAAAACCCGCCACCUGGUCAGGACAAUCCUCCUUGUGUGGGUUGUGUUUGACUUGAAAUUGUACCUUUUUCACUCCAGCUGAUUUUGCAGGGUUUCGAGAGCAGCAUUCAUAAAUUUCCAGAAUGGAGAUCUCCUCUCACCAGUCUCAUCUCCUGCAGCAACUCAAUGAGCAGCGCAGGCAAGAUGUGUUUUGUGAUUGCAGUAUUCUAGUUGAAGGAAAGGUCUUCAAAGCGCAUCGCAAUGUGUUGUUCGCUAGUAGCGGCUACUUUAAAAUGCUUCUUUCUCAGAAUUCAAAGGAGACAUGUCAGCCAACCACAGCUACAUUUCAGGCAUUCUCUCCUGACACUUUCACAGUUAUCCUGGACUUUGUCUAUUCUGGCAAACUCUCUCUUACUGGACAAAAUGUCAUUGAAGUGAUGUCUGCUGCUAGCUUCCUUCAGAUGACUGAUGUCAUUAGUGUAUGUAAGACUUUUAUUAAGUCUUCCUUGGACAUUAGUGAGAAAGAAAAAGAUCGCUACUUCAGUCUCUCAGAUAAGGAUGCCAAUUCAAAUGGCAUAGAUCAUUCCUCUUUUUAUAGUGGCAGCUGGCAAGAAGAAAGCAGUUCUCCACGUUCGCACAUCAGCCCAGACCUAGGAACAGGUAUAAUAAGUGGAAAGCCAUGGAGUAAAUAUAAUUACCAUUCAGUCUCCCAAAGGAAUACUCAACAACCUUUGGCCAAGUAUGAACAAAGGAAAGAUUCCAUUAAAAAGACCAAACAUUUGAGAUUAUCUCAGCCUUCUGAAGUUGCUCAUUAUAAGUCAAGUAAAAGAGAAGUACGGAUAUCUGAUUCCUCCAGCCAAGUUUCGCCGCAGACUGAAGAACAAGCACAAGUUGAUGCUGAAGUGAACUCACCUCCUGUUGCCUAUCCAUAUAGCCAAGGAAAUGAAGUCACUUCCCGGAGUUUUCCAGAUGAUCUGCCCAGGAUGCGAUUCAAGUGUCCAUAUUGUACACACGUGGUGAAACGGAAAGCGGACCUCAAGCGCCACCUGCGCUGUCAUACAGGAGAGAGGCCCUACCCAUGCCAAGCUUGCGGAAAAAGGUUUAGCAGACUAGACCAUCUAAGUAGCCAUUUCCGAACAAUUCACCAGGCAUGCAAACUAAUCUGCAGAAAAUGCAAACGCCAUGUGACUGACCUAACAGGGCAAGUGGUACAGGAAGGAACCAGGCGCUACAGACUGUGUAAUGAAUGUCUUGCUGAAGUUGGCAUAGACAGCCUCCCCAUUGACUUGGAAGCUGAGCAACAUCUUAUGUCCCCAUCAGAUGGAGAUAAGGAUUCCCGAUGGCACUUGAAUGAAGAGGAGAAUAGAUCCUAUGUGGAAAUUGUAGAGGAUGGGUCUGCUGAUCUGGUCAUACAACAGGUUGAUGAUAGUGAAGAGGAAGAAGAAAAGGAAAUUAAACCCAAUAUUAGGUAGCUAUAUUAUGAACUACUAGAGCUGGCAUGUCUGCAAUCUGCAUUGACUUCCUAUAAUUCUCUCUUUCCAUGGCUGGAGUCUAGUUCACAUAUUUAUCCUACUGACUUAAAAGAAACAUUCUGAUAUAACUUGCAUGCUUUCUGAACAGGCCAUUGUAUUCAUUCUGAACUUUGUUCCUUAAAACAUGUUGCUGCACCGGAAAGAAAGACCUGGCUUGAGCUGGCAUGAUGGAUGAAUAACUGUCCUUUUAUGUUAUUAUUGAUACCUUUUCUCUUUUAAUGUUGGAAAAUCUAUUUAGCAAACUUUUUUCAAAAAAAUAUUUUAAAUAAAUUUAUCACAACCAAAC